This is a messenger RNA of Heterobilharzia americana, 3924 nucleotides long. The record is from the annotation of a GenBank genome assembly. Lineage: Eukaryota; Metazoa; Platyhelminthes; Trematoda; Strigeidida; Schistosomatidae.
CACAAAUAGUGUGCAUGUAUAAAAUGAUUAUAAAAAGAUAUGAAAUAGAAAAGGAGAGUGGAAGAGUAAACGCAGUAAUCAAAAUUGAUGACGAUAAAAGGAUAAACGGACAGGAAUGUUAUCCUAAGAACAUAUAUCCUAAUUAAUAUUCAUUACUGCACCCGGGACGUGCUAUCCUGCAGCAAUAACCGUGGCAGAAGCAAUAAAUUAGUGAAGCCGUAUUCAUCUUUCGUGGAUUACUUAACCACCUUUCGGAUACUUAUUUACAGACAAAUAUAACACUUAUCUAUACAAAACAAUAGGUCUCUGUUUUGGUUAGCUAAAAGAAUCAAUAUAUUUCGUAUCGUUUUUUGGAGUUACCUAACCAUCUGUACAAAAACGCCUUUCCCUCAAAAAUAGAUAAUAAUUACUAGUAUUAUUAAUCUUCCUAUGAAUACAUUAUUUCCAUUUCCCCUAACAAUUCCAUUUUUUUCAGAUUUUUAUGAUCAUAUUAUGUCACAACAAAAUAUAAACAGCCCAUCCUCCCCGUGUUCCUCAUCGUCAGCAACUACAACACCAACACCAAUGUUACCAGUUAACACAAUAACAACAACACUGCCCAAUUCAUAUAAUCUUGCUGUGGAAAUUUUAAACUCUCUAGCUGUACACCACCAACAACAACAACAACAACAACGACAACAUAUUGAUGAUAAGAUAUCUCAGAAACUUCAGUUUCAAUCGCCUGAAAGUUUGCAAAAUCUGUCGCUCCAUUUAUUGAAUAUGACUAAUUCAUCAUUGAACCCUUUGAAUAAUAACAAUAAUAAUAAUAAUUUCAUGAAUCAUAUUCAUUUAUCAUCAAAUAAUAACUGUCAUGAUAAAUUUCACAACAGUAGUAAUUCAUCCUCUUGUCGACAAUUCAAAACUUCUAUAAAUCGAAUUGAAGAUGUAUCAAGUAUGCAUCAAGAUAAUAUUUCAAAUCCUUAUGAAAGAUUGGCUUCAUGGUCUUCUGCACUUUCAACAGCAUCACCUAAUGCUGUUGCAGCUUUUCAGCAUGCCUUAGCUCAAUUAGCACUACUUGGUCUAUCCUCUCCUUCAUCAACAAAUACUAAUGGUAUCGACUCGAAUACCAUGUCUGUAGAUAAUAUAACUAAUUUAUGUGAAUCAACAAAUCCAGUGUUAAAUUUAUCCCAAGAACAAACAAGCUGUAAAUUGUUAAACAAUCAUUUCAAAAAUUAUGACUGUGAUAAUAUUCCAGCAUCCACAGUAAAUUGUUCGAUAGUAAAUCCAGCAAAUAUGCAUAAAAAGUCCGAAGAAGGCUGUAAAAUAAUCAUCCGUCAGACAGCAGACGCUGAUGAACACUUUUUCAAAGCAUUGAGAGGAUUGAAAGUGGAUGUUUCAACUGACCUUAAGUCAUCUGAUUUCCAAAAAACAUCACGUACUACAGAGACAUGCAAUAAAAUAUCAGCACUUCCCUCACCCGACAAAUCAUCGAUUCAUUUACUCGAUUCUAGUCAAGAAAGAAUUAAACAUUUAUCAUAUGUAGAAGAUAAAAAGGAAGAGAAGGAGAAGAGGACGCGUUCCGCUGCAGAACUAGCCGUAGAUGAACAUUUCGAAAAAUCUUUAGCAGCAUUUCGUGCUUCCACAUCUUCAAAAAAGUCCACUGAUCAUCUUUUACACGAUGAUCAUGUGAAAUCUAAGUCGGUCUUAUCAAAUUCCAAGGAUAACAACUCAAUAAACAACAUUUCAGUUAGUUCUGAUUCAUACUUACAGAAUGAUAUACCGAUAACUUUCGAUUCUAAAAUUCAGCAUAAGUCUUUACAAACGGUCCCGAGGGGUGAAUUGUACGAUGUGAAUUCAAUACUUCAAUACAAUAAUGAUAAUAAUAUCAAGCCCACAUCCAAUCCUAAUUUGACAAUAUCAUGUGAAAAUACUCACUUUUUUCCAUUAACUGCCUCGGUAUCAUCAAGGCAAUCAACUAAUAUCAAUGAGAUGAAUGCUGAGAAUGGAAUGAAUUCUUUGACUCAAGUUCACAGUCCAACUGUUUCUACUAAUCGAUUCAAAAUGAAAUUCGCCUCAUCAUCUACAUCCUUACCACCAUUACUUCCUAUUAAUUCAUUUAAACCGAAGAAAAACUGGCUUGCCCAAUAUGACUGGAGAUAUCAACAAUCUGAGACAACAAAUAUUAGUCCUACCACGCCAAAUACAAAUCAGUCUAUUUUCGAUUCAUCUGGAUCAUCCCCAUCUUCUGUAAAUAUAACUGGUGAGAGUAUGGAAGAUGUUCAACAGAUUUCAAAUAUAUCCAUGCCAAAAUUGCAUAUAAUCUCCGAAUUAUGCAAUAUAAACAGUUUAAGUAAAAAUAAUGAUAAAAAUAAUGAUGGUGAUAAUAAUGACGGUUUGUUCACAGAGGAAGCUCCAGACAUAAAAAAUGAUCAAGACUACAUCUUUGUGCAUUCUUCAUCAUCUUCCUGUUCUUCAUCUUCCUUCUCUACCAAUAAUACAAAUGAACACUGUGAAAUUAACAGCAAUACAGAUCAACAACAGCACCAACAACGGUCAGUCAAUACACCACCAAAAAUUUGGAAUAUAAACAAAUCAAAAUUCUCGUUCCCUAAAAUUGAUACAACACCUUUAGAUGACAAAGAAGACGGCGGUAAAAGCGAAGCAAAAAAAAAGUUGGACUGUCAAGUUUAUCUAAAUACUGAAGACUUCAGAGGGAAAAGGAAAACUGAAGAAGAUACUGAUGAAAAACAGUUCCCUACAUCCAGUGAUAAAAACAAUAACCCUAACAGAUCUAAUCAAGAUUCGAAUUGGAGAUUUUCCAGUUCAAUGUCAUCUUCUCCAAUAUUUCAAGAUAAUGAACAAACAUCCGAAGAAGAUCCUUCCAAAGAUGCUUUCUUCAGUAGUGGUUCUACAUACAGCCUAGACUCAACCAUAAAUUCAGGAUCAUUCAAACGAAAUGAGAUGAAUGCAAUGAUCUCUAAUAAAGACAAUAAUCAUAGUAGUAAACUGAAAGAUGAAGUUAGCAGUAAAUUUUCCACUGGACAACAAUCUUUAUUACAUCAAAGUCAUAGCUGUAACAAACAAUAUCAACUACAAUCGAUGACAAGUGAAAUGAAUGACAAGUUUGAUAAUGACGAAGCAUUGCAUAAUUCAUGGAGUUUACGUAAACGUGUAUCCUCUGAUGUAAGUCCAUGGUCUACGUUGAAGCGGUCUAGAUCAGUGCUAACAUCGCCAAGUUUAAGUAGUGAUAAAUCUUCAGUGAAUAUUGCUUCAUCAAGUGAAUUGUGUUCCGAAGAAGCUUAUCAAAUAAACGAAGAGUGUGAAAUGUACAAUGUAAAUGAUAGAGGUUUUGUUCAUAGUAAAUCAAUGGACAGUACUCUGAAUCCAUUCGAUAGUAUCAAUUCCAAUAUAAAAUUAUCCAAAUGUAUUAUAUCUAAAUGUAAAUCAAUAACAGAUACUGAAACACUAACUGAAAAGAAAAAAACUUGUAGUGAACCAAAUGUGCCUACAAGUGGAUCUAAUACUUCAAAGGAAAAAUCACUCACAGGUGCAUUAUCGUCUCCAUCAUUCCGUCAACUUGAGCAUCAUCUUAAUCCUUAAUAUUACCUGCUAAAUCAGUCAUUAGUACAAAACCUGUCAUUAUUAAAACAAAAAUACGUGUAUAUUUAAGAUCUCUGAUGAUCAGCACUUAAAGCUAGAACAUCUUAAUUAUCCGGUGGAGAGAAAAGUAACUCGGAGAUUAUUUCAGUCAACCUUCUAAUUAAUCUUUCUUUAAAUCUUACACAAUCAUAUCUUCAGGUCAAUGUUCAAUUCACGUGUCUCUACUUGUUUUGACCUUCAAAUAUCCCGAAAACCGAGAAUUGACAUCUAUAUUAAAUCACUACUACGUUUUUAGUUUUGCGUGCAUCUUCAUUAACAUAUGCUUCUUAUAUAUAUAUAUAUAUA